UUCUCAUUUCAAGUUCAGCCAUUGCUGCCCUUUUUUUUCCCUGCUUGUAUUGUAUCACUAGCACUAUGAGUUUUCUAUGGUCCUUUGGCUCAUCAAAAAAACCAGCAAGUAUACCGCUUUGUCGCCAUAUUUAAAAAUGUCCAUUGCCUAAUGUAGCCAUGGUGACUCACAGGAACCCCCGGUGGUCCUGCCAACGCCGUCCCCUCCGGCUUUCAAAGCCAUGAGCACGUCCUUUCGUAAAGGCGUGCAGUACAACAUGAAGAUUGUCAUUCGUGGUGAUGUCAUGACGGGAAAAAGCAUGCUUUUUAAUCGAUUGCAGGGAGCUGAAUAUGAAGAAGCGUACUCGUCCACGUCGCAAAUUCAGGUGGCUAACAUUCCUUGGCAUUAUAAAGAUUCCAGUGAUAUUGUCAAAAUCGAAGUAUGGGACGUUGUUGAUAAGGCGCAUAAUAACAGUACGAAGAAAAGUGAAUCGGGGAUCAAGUUGGAGCAUCAUCCAUCGGGCCAGUCACCGCGUGUCGAGAAACAACCUCAGGAAACGACAGAACAAUCUGAUCUAGCUCUUGACGCAUCCACUGUCAACGUCUACAGAAACAGCCAUGCUGUUAUCUUUAUGUUUGACAUUACCAAACCGUGGACAUUUAACUAUGUCAAGAGAAAUUUGGAAGACGUACCAGAAACUGUGGCGGUCUUGGUCCUUGGCAACUUUUCGGACAAGAGUGCUGAGCGAAAAGUAUCUCUUGAUGAGAUUCAUGCUGCUUUAUACGAUCAAAAUACACUGCGGAUUGAUAAGGGGGCUCUGAAGCCGAACCUCAUCCGUUACGCGGAAGCAAGCAUGAAAACAGGUCUCGGUCUGAAAUUUAUCUAUGACUAUCUUGGCGUUCCGUUCAUGCAACUGAUGAUGGAGUCCUUGCGGAAACAACUCGAGCUUAAAGCAGUAGAAAUUGUGGAUUUAUUGGAGGAUUUGGAUGUCGAGGAAGACGUACCCUCGGUGAUGAGACGAAGGAGAGGUCAAGACAAUUUCGAUCAACCCGCUGACACACAUCUUGCGCAACAACAUAAUGACAUGAAAAAAGCGUGGGACGAGGAAUUGGAGAUGAUUGCUGCAGAGAAUCCAUCUCCUUUGGAUACCGUGCUUGAUUCCUCUUUUUAUCGUGCCGACACCCCGCCUCCACCGGCAGCGCCUGCGGACGGGCGAACGCGCAAAGGCUCUCUGAUUUCCGAUGUACCACCUGCUGUCGAGUUGGGAGAAACAGAGACGCUGGAUGACGAUUGGUUCAAGGACGAGCCUAGUACAAAGAAUUUGCCAAUUUCCCUUUCAACUCACUAUAACAACGACUCGGAUGGUGAAAAUCCAGGCAACCCUAUGGUUGCCGGAGAUGAGGAUGUGGAAUCGAUUGAAUAUUACGAUGAACAGGAGCGAGAAAUCGUGAAACCCGCCUUGAAAGCCCCGGAACCCGUCGCUGAAGAAUCGGAUCAUUCGGAGGACGAUCAAUCCCAUCAACCGCCCAUCUACAAGAGCGACUUAUCCGGCGUUUGGGGAGCUGCAAGACAGAUGGAAGCGACGGUUGUCCACUCGGAUAGUGAAGAUGAGGAUAACGUGUUACGGUCUCAUGAUUCGUUUAUUGACCCGCCUUAUGCCACUGUCGAUCGAUCUUCACCGUUUGGUUUUGGUGGUUAUGAAGAGAUUGGCGGUCACGACGACAAUCCUUGGUCGGCCCAUGGUGAACCCUCCAAUUACGAAGCACCGUUUUCAGAAACUACUUCCGAGGCACCCAACGCUUCAUUUUAUGACGAGAGUGAGACAACGGAAGUACCAAAAUAUGAGAUUACAUCCGAAGUGCCUUUGUCUUCCAUGGAAACCACAGCUGCGAAAGAAAAGAAAAAGAAGACAAAGAAGAAGAAAUCCAAGGACAGUAAGAAGAAAAAGAGCGAUUUCUCUGCUGUAUAAAAUGAAUCCAAAUGAUAGCCGCAUCAGUGUCGCUGUGUAUAUGAUCACCAUUGAAAACCAUACCUCACACAACCAUUUCUUAUAUAAAUUGAAUCUAUCCCUGUAUUAUCCUUUUCUUUUUCUAUUUUAUAUGCUCGGUCGCUUCAUCAUUCAUAAUCGAGAUGUCAAUUAAUGCAUAUUCACCGUUCAAACGGAACUUUCAC
Messenger RNA from Radiomyces spectabilis, 2151 nucleotides. RefSeq lists its product as uncharacterized. The transcript has 10 exons. Lineage: Eukaryota; Fungi; Mucoromycota; Mucoromycetes; Mucorales; Radiomycetaceae. Gene Ontology annotation, cellular component: nucleus; cytosol. The record is from RefSeq and is a predicted model, not a curated record. Bases 221 to 1948 code for a protein of 575 amino acids. Gene Ontology annotation, molecular function: GTPase activity; GTP binding.